This is a messenger RNA of Xenopus laevis (African clawed frog), 1795 nucleotides long. RefSeq names its product matrix metallopeptidase 19 L homeolog (gene mmp19.L). Gene Ontology annotation, molecular function: metalloendopeptidase activity; metallopeptidase activity; zinc ion binding. Gene Ontology annotation, cellular component: extracellular matrix. The transcript has 9 exons. Bases 115 to 1539 code for a protein of 474 amino acids. Lineage: Eukaryota; Metazoa; Chordata; Amphibia; Anura; Pipidae. Gene Ontology annotation, biological process: extracellular matrix organization; collagen catabolic process; proteolysis. The record is from RefSeq and is a predicted model, not a curated record.
AGAGUGCGUGAGUCAUGCUGGCAGUGUUCUUAAAGCCUGGAGAGGGGGAAUCCACAGUAACAGCCCUCAAAGAAAGCAAACAGCUGGGAUAGCCUACAUACAAGAAGCUGCAGGAUGCUGCUGUUUCUGCUACUUGGGACUUUGCCAUUCUUUGUGUAUACAAUGCACACUGACCCCAGCUCUGGAAAGGAGGCCAAGAGAUAUCUGCAGCAGUUUGGGUAUCUACAGAAACCCCUGGAGAGCGACAGUGAGGACUUCAGCCCAGAGGAAGUGCAGGAAGCACUACGUAUUUUCCAGGUAUCGACCCACUUACCUGGAACUGGGGUCUUGGAUGAGGACACCAUAGAUAAGAUGAGGCAGCCUCGAUGUGGAGUAGAAGAUCCUUUCAACCAGAAGACUCUGCGAUAUUUGCUGUUAGGACGUUGGAGGAAGAAGAACCUCACUUACAGGAUAUACAAUUACACCCCAGAUAUGACAGCAACUGCGGCAAGGUCUGCCAUCCAAGCUGGUUUUAAGUAUUGGAGCGAUGUCACCCCCUUGACUUUUAAGGAGGUUACCCGUGGAAGGGCAGAUAUACGCAUUUCUUUUCACCGCCGCGGUAAUGGCUGUUCACGCCCCUUUGAUGGUCCUGGGAAGGUGUUGGCCCAUGCUGACAUCCCCGAAUUGGGCACUGUGCACUUUGAUGAGGAUGAAUUCUGGACAGAAGGGACGUAUGAAGGGGUUAACUUGCGCAUCAUUGCGGCACAUGAGCUGGGACAUGCACUGGGUCUGGGACACUCACGUUUCAGAAGCGCUCUGAUGGCUCCCAUAUAUUUUGGCUACAAACCAAACUUCCGUCUACAUGAUGAUGAUGUGAAGGGAAUUCAAGCCUUGUAUGGCAAAAAAGAUAAAAUAGAAGAAGGAGUUGUUUUAACCACUGAGGCACCUGCCAUCUCUUCAGACCCAACACCCACCAGCCUCACCCCUGAUCCUUGUAAUGAUAACCUUGAUGCCAUCAUCCUAGGUCCCUAUGGAAAGACGUAUGCCUUUAAAGGGGAUUAUGUAUGGACAAUCACAGAUUUCGGAAUUAGCCCACUAAUUCGCAUCCAGUCUCUGUGGAAAGGCCUGCCUGGAAACCUAGAUGCAGCAGUGCACUCUCCACGUACACAGAGAACCUAUUUCUUUAAAGGAGACAAACUGUGGGUGUACACCAAUUUCAAGCUGAAUCCUGGCUACCCUAAGCUGUUAACAAGGGUUCCAUCGAAUAUCAAUGCUGCUUUGUAUUGGGAAGUAAACAAGAAGAUCUUCUUGUUCAAGGGGGAUGGUUACUGGCAAUGGGAUGAGUUGGGAUGGAGCAACCUUUCCAUGUAUCCAAAGAAGAUCUCCAGCCUGUUCACUGGCAUUCCCUCUCAGCUGGAUGCCACUGUGACCUGGAAGAAUGGCAAGAUUUAUUUCUUCAAGGGAGACAAGUACUGGAGAGUGAACAAGCAGCUCAGGGUGGAGCGGGGUUAUCCUCUGAGCAAGGCGGAACGCUGGAUGCAGUGCUACUAUUUUGAUUAAUGAUGGACAAAAUUAACUAUUUUCAAAGUGCCUUAUUGCCUGCAAGGAGAAGUGACACUGGAAAGAGUCUGCAAUCAGAUAUUAUUUCUAAGCCAUCAGAAAAUCACAGUAUUUGCUUUAUUCCAGGGCUCUAGUCUGGGACUAUUGAACAGAGCCUAGAGGUGGCCAUAGACACACAGAUCCGAUCGUACGAAUCGAGGAUUCAUACGAUUUUCGGAUCGUGUGUGGCAUGUGCCGACAUCUUUCGCCCAGCGGA